This is a messenger RNA of Plasmodium malariae, 10407 nucleotides long. Its product is annotated as conserved Plasmodium protein, unknown function. The record is from RefSeq and is a predicted model, not a curated record. Lineage: Eukaryota; Apicomplexa; Aconoidasida; Haemosporida; Plasmodiidae. The transcript has a single exon. Bases 1 to 10407 code for a protein of 3468 amino acids.
AUGGAUACAGGAGAAAAGGAAAUAAAUGUGUAUUCUUUACUUAGAAAAAAUUUUGAAGGCUCAAAAUUAAAUUUUAAGACAAAUAAUAAAAGUAAAAUAUAUAAUAAUAGAAUAGAUGUAUUAGAAAAUAAUUAUAUAACUUAUAAUUCUAAUUCAGACUUGUCGGAUGCUUGUAAUAAUAAUAGCGAAAUAUUAAAUGGCAAAAAUUGUAUAUUAAAAUUAAACAGAACUUUUGAGAAAUUAGAACUAAAAGAUGAAUGUAACACAGGUGAUAUUAAUAUACCCAUUAAAGUAGACUAUAAUGAUAUCGAAGAAUUACCAGUAGAAAAUUCUAAAAAUUCAAAUAUAGCUGAUGAUACGAAUAUGCAUUUACGUCAACUUCCUGAAUUAAAAGAUAAGAACAACCUAACAAAUUACAAUUUAUCAAAGGAAAUAAAUGGAAGUCUGAAGUAUAAUUAUCCAAAUGUGCAAAAUACGGAAUAUUCUGAUGUAAGUGACAGUAAGAGAACAAUAAAAUUGGAAGAUAAUGAUGAUAAUCUGAUUAAUGUGUCCAGUUGUGUAACUUAUGAAGAGGCGAAUAAUAGUAAUAAUAGAGGUAAUAACAAUAAUAAUAAUGCCGAUGUACUGGGGAACGAUAUAGAGUACACAGAAAGGAACAUCCAUUAUAAUUUUAUUAAUAAUAAUAGUAGCAGUAGCAGUAACAGUGACAACAACAAUAACAGAAAUAUGAAUAGUACUAGUAUGUGUAUGAGUAUUAGUAACAAUCACAGUAAUAAUCAUGUUUCCGUAAAUGAUGAAAAUAGGAAUAUAUCGUAUAAUUUAAGCAAUAACAUAGUAAUUGAAAAACAAAACGAUAACAUUUCUCAGUAUACAUGUAAUAGUAAACGUUUAGAUGAAAAGGAUAUAAUAAAAUAUGAAAUUAUGCGUUAUUAUAACAGAAGCGAAAUAAAUGAAAAUGUUUUGAAUAAUUAUAUAUUGAAUAUAGACAAUAGAAAGGAAGAUGUUAAGAAUAGCAAUUUAACGCCGGGUAAUAAUAAUCAGAAUUAUGACGUAAACAUAGAAGACGAUACUAUUAAUUAUGAAAUGGGAAAAAUAAAUGAGGUAAGCACCAAUAAAAUGGAUGUAAAUAAAUUUAGCAAUAUAAAAGAAUUAAGUGAACCAAAUAAAUUAAUUAAUAUAAAUGAAAAGAAAGACAUUAAUGAAAUAAAUAAUUUUAGUAAUGACAGUAAAGAGAACCACAUAAAUAUUUUGGGAAAACAUUUAGAAGAAAAACAUAUGAAUGAUUCCAUUUUAUUGGAUAUGAAUUACUUUAAUAAAACAGUGCUAUAUAACAAUGGUAAUGAAAGUGAGGUGGAUACAAAAAAUUCAAAUAACAUGGACAUUCAGAAUGAUAUUCAUAACAAUAGUGGCGUUAUUAUUGGCACUAACAUGAAUAACAGUAGCGGAAUGGAUAACAGUGUUGGCAUGCAUCUUAUAAACAGUAUGAACAGUGUAAACAACAUGGGCAGGGUGAACAAUUAUAAUAAAUUUGUUGAUUACACGGGAGGCUCAUAUUUCAAUAUAAUAGAAAGUAAAUCACGUAAUGAGGAUUUGUAUUCUUUAAAACGGAGCGAAUUAGGGAAUAAUGCAUUAUUUAGUAAAGAUAUAAAUAGAAGUAUAUUAUACCAAGAGAAGAUUAGCAAUGAAAAUGCUACUAAAGAGGACAAUUAUACAAAUGAAAUAAAAGGAUUUAGUCUUGUACACUUAGAAAAUAGGAACUAUAUUCCAAGUGACAGGAUUAAUAAUGAUAUUAAUAUUGAUAAUAAUGAUAGUAGGAACAAUAAUAAUGAUAGUAGGAACAAUAAUAAUGAUAGUAGGAACAAUAAUAAUGUUAGUGGUAAUAAUAAUAACGGUGUUAGUUAUAAUAAUAUUGAUAGUAGUGAUAAAAAUAAUAAUAAUGAUAGUAGUGAUAAUAAUAAUAAUAAUGUUAGUAGUGAUAAUAAUAAUAAUAAUAAUAAUAAUGAUAAUGAUAGUAGUAAUAAUAAUAAUGAUAAUGAUAGUAGUAAUAAUAAUAAUGAUAAUGAUAGUAGUAGUAAUAAUGAUACUAGUAUUAUUAAUAAUAGGAAUGUUAAUAUGAUGGAAAAGAUAAAAAAUUUAAGCAAAGCAUUAAAUAAAGAAAAUGUGUUCGUUCACACAAAUUAUAAUACACUUAUGAUUCCAAAAGGUGAACUAAAUGAGGAAAGCAUAAAUAGUAAUAAUAUAUAUGAAGAACAAGCAUUAGAGGAAAUAAAAAAUAGAUUAAAAGGUAAUUAUAUUUAUUCUUUGCAAAAUGUAAAAAAUAGUGAGAAUACAAGUAAUAAUAUAGAUAAUUUUUCAAAUGAAUCAUAUAAUAUAUCUUUGGAUUUAAAAAAUGUAAAUUUUGUAGAAAAUAAUAUGAUAGAAAAUUUGUGUGAUCCGAAUAAACCGUAUGAUAUUGCAAAUUAUUAUAACAAAAAUUUCGUACAUCGUGAAAAUGAAAAUGGUACUAAUAAACCUCCACCUAUAGCCAAUAUAAGUAAAUAUGAAGAAAAUAUAAAUAUUAAUACUAAUAAUAAUGCUAAUAGUAGUAGUAAUAGUAAUAGUAGUACUAAUAGUAACUGUAAUAGUAGUACUAAUAGUAACUGUAAUAGUAGUACUAAUAGUAACUGUAAUAGUAAGGGUUUGCGCAAUAAUGGGGAAUAUAAUAUGAUUAUGAAAAAAGAGAAUAAUAGUAAUGAUCAUUAUAGGAAUAGCAAAGCUAAUAAAAAGCGCUGUAUAUCAUCGAGAAUACAUUUACCGAAUAACAUGAAUAAAGAAAAGGGUGAUUAUAAGAAUAUUUUAAAUUUAAAGAAUAACAGGAAGAAGUGCAGUACUACUAAUAUAGAUGAGUAUGACACAGAAAUAGAAGAAAUGAAGCUAAAGAAAAAGGAAUUUAGAAAAAUGAUUCUAAAUAAUAAAUCAGAAUUUACUACUAUAAAUGAGAGUGAUGAAUUAUAUAAAACUGUUUUAUACUUUGAAAAAAAAAAUAAGAAAAUUUUAAAAAUGAGAAAAUCGUUAAGGCGAAAAAGAAAGCUUAAAAGAUUGAUAAACUCGGAAAAUGAUGAUCCUCAAACGUGCAUGGAGAAUAAUACUGCUACGGCUUCUACUUCCACUACUACUGCUUCUAGUAAUAAUAGUAAUAAUAAUAAUACUAAUAAGGCGAUCGUGAAAUAUGACCGAGUAAAAGUUGAAGAGAAGGAAAACUGGAAAAACAUUUCCUUGGAUAAAAGCGAAAAUACGGGAGUUCAAAAUUUUUUGAGUGAUGAUGCAUUUAUAUAUCAAGAAUGUUUCAAUAAUAUUGAUAGUAACCAAAGUGCAAAAGGAAUUAUUACGGAAAACAAGGACAUGCAUACAUCCAUUUCAACUAACAAAGAGGAAAACAACAACAGUAAUUCUUACAUUAACGUGAUAAAUAAUAAUGAUUUUAAUUCAUAUUGUGCUUAUAGCAAAAACAAUGAAAAAAAUGAAACACAUUAUACUCUUAAUUACUGCCCACAGUAUUUGAACAAUGAUGGUAUAUUAGAUGCAGAAAAAAAUAUAAAUUGCACAAUAAAUGUUACAAAAAAUGAAUAUAUAUCAAAUGAGUGGACAAGUAAUGAUGAUAGGUCAAAUAAUAAUUCAAAGGAAGAUUACAACCAUCAAGUGGAAAAUAGUAACAGUAAUAAUAAUAAUACUAGUACUGUAGGUAGCAUGUUUGGUAAUGGUUCGGGCAAAUGCACUAUGCCGUUAAAUAAAAAUACAGGAGGAAUAUAUAAUAUUAGUACAAUUAAUGAUAAUAAUUAUGCUAGUAAUAUUUAUUCUAGUAAUGUAGUUCCUAUAAAAAAUGAAAAAACUUACUCAGACCAAGGUGAAUGUACCACAGAUAGUUAUGCUUGUAAUCCUAGUAAACGUAUGAAUAGUGAAUCUUGUGCCGGUUAUAAUGAUACACUUAAAAAGAAUGAAUUUUCAUGCUCUCAAUUAAACAGUGGUAUGGAUAUAAGUAUGUUCGGUGUGAAAAAUGAAAACAGCAACGUUACUAAUACCAACAAUGAUAAUAAUAAUAUUAGCGCAGGUAGUGGCAGUAUAAGUGGAGUUAAUAAUGGCAUAACGGAGUCUUCCCGUUCACUUGAGGAAUUUGUUAGUCAUGAAUUGAGCGAGAAUUCUCAAGAAAAGACCAAAAUAAAAGAUGAAGUAAAUAAUGAACCCGCAGGAAAAAGAUUAAACUCAAGAAGAAAAUUAAGAGAUAGAAAAGAAAAAUGUAGAAAAGAUGAUGAUUAUAUAUAUGAUGAUGAAACAAUUAAUGAGGCAGUUAAAAAAGGAAGAAGUAAUAAAGGCAAAAAUAAAGGCAAUAAUACCUUGAAGAAAAAUAGGAAUAACGGUGAAAGUAGUAGGAUUAAUAAUAGCACUAGUAACAGUAAUAAUAAUUUUCAUGUGAACUACUGCAAUUCAGAUAUUAUGCAGAAAAAUGGUGAAGCGAUGGUAUUUCACCAUAAUGAUGAAGAGGAACUAAAUAGAGGAAACGAACUGGUGUCCGUUAAGCAAGAAAUGGCAGGAAGGUGGAUUAAUGAAAAUAAUGUAGACUUAAGUAGGACUACAUAUAAGCAUGAGCCAUUAUCUUAUGACUUGGAAAAUAAUGUAUCAAAUGGUACAAAUAAUGCUGCAGGAUUUAAUAAAAAGGAUGAUUUAGAAAAAGAAAAGAAUGUAAGUACGAGCGUAGCAGAGGCUAAUAAAAACGCUGUUACAGAGACUAGUACUGUGAGUAAUAGUGCUGUAGGAUAUAGUACUGUGGAUAGUGGUACUGUAAAAAGUAGUGCUUCAGACAAUAGCACAGUAGAAAAUACAAACGGUGGUAGUGCUAUAGAAGAGGGAAACAAUAAGUUAUUACAUGAUAAUUGUGCGGAAAAUCAACAUAAUAAAAGCGAUAAGGAUUUGAAACCAAAAAGGAAACAGAAGAGGAAUGUGAAAUUAUAUAAAGCCCAGAAAAAUAAAGGAGAAACAACACUGGAAAAAAAGUUACGAAUAAAAAUUUGCUUAGAAGAUUAUUAUAAAAGAAACAAAGAAAUAUAUAAUGGGAUUGAUACACUCUCACCUAUUGACGAUAUUAAUUUGCCAUCUAUUGAAGAUGAAACAUUUAAUGAUAAUUUAGCAAUUCUUUUUAAAAAAAAAAAAAAAAAUUUGAUAUGUUCUAGUUGCCUCUAUUCGUAUAAAAUACAAAUAAGUAAAAGACAUGAAUUUAUGGAUCUCAUAAAAGCAAGAAAUAAUGAUAUGGACACAUAUAAUGAAUUAAAAGAAAAGGAUAUGGAAGAAAAAUGUAAAGAGUUAACAAUAAUAACAAAGAAAAAAAAUAGCAGUAAGAGAUGUAAAAACAGAGCAGAGGAUAUAAGACAUGGAAAUUGUGUACCUCUUGAAUUGGAAGCAGGGACAUAUGUAUAUGAAAAAAUGAAAAGCGAAAAAUAUUUGGAUAUCAAUUUGUAUAAAGAAUUAGUGGAGAAAAAUGUGGUUGUAGAAAAUUAUUGCAAGAUAACAUUUUAUUGUUUAUGUGGUUAUUAUAAAUAUAUCAAAGAAGAUGAUGAAUGGAAACAAAUAAUAAAUUGUUAUUAUGAAGAAAAUGAAGAACAAAAACCAAAAGCACCUUAUGUAUUUUGUACCAAAUGUAAAGAAUUAUUGAUAACGAAUAGGUUUCUUGAUAAAGAUAAAACUAAAAUUAUAAUGAUAUGUGAUUGUGGAAGUAGAAAUUAUGAUCGAACGAAUUACUUUUGGUCAAGAAGAGGUAAUAUUAAACAAAGAAAAGCUCCUCAAAUAUUAUGUGAUGAAUGCCAUUCAAAAAUGUGGGUACAUACUUGGCUUGAUGAUAUUGGAUCAAAAGUUAAAUUAUUAUGUAAGUGUGGUUUUAAAAAUUAUUUAAAGAAAAACAAUAACUGGGUUAGAAGUCCAAGAUGGAAAAAACCUGUACCAUUAAUUAUUUGCAAUUCUUGUCAACAGAAAAUGUAUAUGAGUCAGUGGUUAAAUAAUGACGGCACAAAAGUUAAAAUGAAAUGUGAAUGUGGAUGGAAAACAUUAAUUAAAGAAGGAAAUACAUGGGUUAGGAGUGAAUGGUCCAAAAAAUUAUUAUGUCUUAGAUUAGUAAAAAAUCCAGAUUUAUUACAAAAGAAAUAUAAUAUUCAUGCACGUAAAAAGAUUAAAUCAGAAGAAGAAGAAGAAGAGGAAGAAGGGGAAGAAGAAGAAGAAGGGGAAGAAGAAGAAGAAUCAUUAUCCGAUAUAAACAGUCAACGAGGUGACAAUAGUAAUAAUAAAAAUGAUCCCCAAUCCUAUUCAGUGAGUGAAAUGAUAAUGAACCAUAACGAUACAAUUAUAAAAGAGCUAACUAAUAAUAAAGCGGAAGGCUGUAUAAAAGGCGAAAGCAAUUCAAGUGUCCGAAUGAAGCGUAAUGAUUCCAAAAUUGGUAAUGAAUUAAUUGACAGCAGUGUGCUAAGCCAGAAGAAACUUUUUAUGAACAGUAGUAAUAAUUACGGCAAUAACAAUAAUAAUAAUAAUUGCAAUAAUAACAAUAAUAAUAAUAAUUGCAAUAAUAAUGAGAAUAUUGGGAAUAAUAAUAAUAAUAACAAUAGUUCCAGCGCCAUUGAUACUAGAUCGAGUGAUAUGCUACUCCGUAUAGAAGCAGAAGAUGCAAGUGAUAUGAACAAAAAAAAUGUCUGUGAUGAAACAAUUUUCAACAAAUGUAAUAGCAACAGUAACAGUAACAGUAACAGUAAUAGUAACAGUAACAAUAAUGGCAAUAUUGAAAACUUAUGUAAUCAAGGUAUGGACAACUUAAAGCGAUUUUUGAAUUUUAAAAAUAAUGUUUUUGGAAGUAGUUCAACAAAAAAUGCGGAUUAUUAUAUCUGUAAUGCAGAAAAAGAGAGUGGUAUUCACAGUCCAUAUAAUAAUAUGAUAAAUAAUCGGAAGAAUAUGGUUACAAGAGCUGGACAUUAUGGAUCUAACGAAUAUAAACAAGAAAAUAAUAAAACAAACAUAGAACGAAACAUCCAUCCAUAUUGGGAUGAUAUAAAUUUUGAUAUAAUGUCGAAUGAUAACAAUCAGAAAAAGAAGCAGGCAGUAUUGGAAAAAAACAAAAGUAAUCAAAAGAAAAAUAAUAAUGUAUAUUCUAGCGAACAACUGAGUAAUCCAGAAAGUUUUGCAGUCGCUAAUGUUGCUGCUGGUGGCACCACCACAUCUUCUAGCUCAAUUGCAUAUACGUUAAUGUACGAGGACAGUGAACCAAGUAAUGGUCAAAGAUAUAAAACUCAUCAAACAGAUGAAGAAAUAUCAAAUGAUAAUAUUUUGGAUGAAAAUAGUGGUGUUAUUAUAGAUAGCAUAAAUAAUCGUCAGGGUAGUGUAAAUCGAAAUAUUGGAAAAUUAUCGCAAUAUCCUAUUAACAGAAGUGUAUCCUAUGAUUUUUAUAAUAUAAAAGAUAGUGCGAAUGGUGCAAAUAAAACAGGAAAACAACUAAGUAAAGCAUUUUAUAAUAAUUUUAAUUGCUAUGUUAAUAAUAAUUAUUGUGAUAAUAAUAUUGAAGAAAAUUAUUUUAACCAACCCGUUCUUUCGCAUAUUAAUGAAGAUAAUUACACAAAUGAUAGUAGUGCAAACGCAAACCUUUAUGAUGCAUAUAACAGUGUGGUAAAUAGUAGUAAUAGCAACAGAAUUGGAAAUAAUAAUGGCAGUAAUAAUGGAAGUAUUAUCGGAAGUGUUAUCGGAAGUAAUAAUGGCAGUAAUAACGAAAGUAAUAACGACAGUAUUAUCGGCAGUAAUAAUGGUAGUAUUAUGGGCAGUAAUAACGGUAGUAAUAUUAACACUUUUCAGCAUAUUAAUAGUAAUAAUAAUUAUGAAGUAAGUUACAAUAUGAGUACCAUAUCUGCGAAUUCUUUACCUGAUCAGUUCACUGAUAAUGAGGAUGAUGAUGCAUCUGUUUUAUCAUAUAAGUUGGGUUAUGAUAAGAAAAAAUUUCUACAGGAUUAUUUGAAGAAAUUAAAUAUUCACAUAAGUGAAUAUGAUAUAAAUACACUUGUAGAAAAUUUAAAUGAUGAUACGUUAUUUGAAACCUUUUUGGAAAAAUUAUCAAUUGAUAAAAACCAAAUGGGUAAGAAUAAAUUGGAUGAUAAUGCUGUGAAUGUAAGUGCGUAUUAUCAAAAUCAACUGUGUCUAAAUGAAAUAUAUGAUAAGAACAACUUAUGUUCAUAUGAAGAUUUUACAAGGGAUAUAUAUGCAAGUGAACUGUAUCAAAAUGAUUUGUAUAAAAAUGCAUUGUACCAAAAUGAUUUAUACGAAAACAGAUUUUAUGAUAACAUUGUUAAAAAUGCGUUUAAUAAAAAUAAUAAUUUUAUUGAAAAAAGCCCAGGAGAAAAUAACAUGAUCAAUGAUGAUAAUAUUAAAGUGAUUAUAGGAGAAAACAAGAUGGAUAAAAAUGAAUUAAAAAAUAAUAAUAUGAAUAUUAAUAAUGAAAAAAUAAAUGAAACUUUGAAUUCAACUCUUAUGGAGAAAAAUGAUGUGCCUACCUAUCCGAUUAAUAUUAAAAAAGAAAGGGAUAAAAGUUUUAUGAGCAAGGAUAUAAUGAAUAAAAGAUUAAUGGACAAUAUAAGCAGUAAUGAUUAUUUUAACAUGACCUACAAUUUUAUGGAUGACCUAAGUACAAAGGGAAAGUACCACAUGGAAAUGAACCGAAAUGUAGAUAAUUUAAAUGAAAAUAUAAAUUUGAAAAAUGUUGAUAAUUGCGAAAGUAUUGGUAUUAGCGGUGAUAAUAAAAUAUUUAGUAACAGCACUACUGCGGAAAAUAUAGGCGUAAAAAAAUUUGAGCAUAUUACAUAUAAAGAAGACAUAAAUAUGAAUAUCAGCAAUAAUAGCGGCAAUGUAAGUAAUAAUAGCGGUAAUGUAAGUAAUAAUAACUGCAUUACUGGUGACAAUAUUACAUGUUACGAGAACGAGAACUUGUUAAAUCUUUGUAAUUUUAAUGAUGAGUCUGAAUACUUUACAAACCAAUUUAAAAAUAUCAUCGAUCAUAUAUUAUCGGAUAAAUCAACUCCAAUUGAAAAAAAAACCUUUAAUAAUUAUGUAAAAACGAUUGCAAAUAAUUUUUGUAACAACCCAAAUAAGGAAGACCCUGUUUUAAAUGAAAAUCGAUGUUUCAAUAUCAACACAGGGAUAUGCGAAGAAGGGGAAAAUUAUUUAAAAGGAGAUAAUGAAAUAGAUGAUAGUAAGAAAAAUUAUAAGGAAUUAUUAUUAUCAUUUGCGGAAACUCAAAAUGACAACUCAGCAUGUAUAGAUAACAAUUUUUGUAAUGAUUAUAACACAUAUGAAAAUAUAUUAUGUAUACAAAAAAUGAAUGAAAAAGGAAAGAGUGAACUUUCGUCCUCCUUAUAUAAAUCACAAUUGAAUGAAAUUAGUCAAGACAAAAAUGAUUUAAAUGAAAUUAUUUCUGCAUAUAAUUUUAAUUCAGAUAGUGAAGAAAAAGUGUGUAUGCACGAAAGAAAAUAUAAAAUAAAUGAUUUUAUAACUGUAUGUACAUAUUGCCAUGAAUAUAUUAACUACAAUAUGGAUUGUAAUAUUAUAUCUGCCAACAAUUUAGACUGUAAUAAUGACUUAGUACAUAAAUCGAACAUUCAUGAAGAUAUUGUAAUUCAGAAUAACUACUUAAAGAAUUAUGAGGAUGCUGUUAGCGAAAAAAAAAUUAUGAAGGAAUAUUGCAGUGAUAAUAUAUACAGUCCGGUGAAAUAUGAGAAUAAAUAUGCUUUAAAUUUUUUAGACUCUCAAAUUAAGUGCAGUACUAAUUCGUCAAAAAGAAUUGGUAAAAAUGAUAUUGUUGGUAUUAACAGCAAUAACAGCAGCAACAGCAGUAGCAAUAACAGCAGCAAUAACAGCAGCAAUAGCAGUAGCAAUAACAGUAGCAAUACCAGUAGCAGUAGUGGUAUCUCUAACCAAUGGUUCAAUAAAAACAUACCAAUCGUUGAAAAUGUAGAACAUAAUCAAAUUUACAGUCAGUACUGCGAUUAUUAUAUGAAUAAUAAGAACAUUUUAGAUGAUGUGCAAAUAACGAAUAACUACUUAAACAACCCAUUUUUGCACGAUCAAAAUAAGUACACCCCUGUUGGUGAUAACUGUACGAAUAUCCACACAACGACAAGAAAAAGUGAAAAUUUUAUUUUUAACGAAGAUAAUAGCAAAAAUUACCUAGGAAGUACUACGAAUUAUAUCAAUGGAAUAAACAGCUCUAAUGAAGAAGAAUUACCAUAUAAAAAAGCUUCAUUUAAUGAAAAUAAUUUUAACAGUAAUAACCGUGAUGAUAAUUAUCAAGAAAACUACACGAACUAUAUAAAUCCAGAAUGCAAUAACAAUUCUUGUUAUAAUAUUAUACACACCUAA